AUGCUAAAAGACGUGGUUGGAUUAAAAGAUAGGGGCUACAAUUUCAGUGAAGUCGCUUAUGUUCUAGAUCUUCCCAAGGGAGAGGGACUCAAGUGCGAUAAGGCUGUGGGCUUGGACAUGAUAUUUGGGAUGAUUUGUGAUUGCAUUAGAGAAAAUGAUGAAGCUGGAAUUAUUGGGCUAUAUGGCACAAGGGGAGUUGGAAAGACAACUAUUUUGAGAAAAAUAAAUAAUGAAUUUCAACACAAUGAUUUUGAUGUUGUGGUUUGGGUUACCGUGUCCAAGGCGGUGAAUGAGGAAAGGAUUCAUAAGGAAGUCGGUGAUGUUAUGGGGUUGACACAAAAAGAAAACGCAAAUCAGGUUGCAAGAGCUGCUGAUAUCCACAAGAUUUUUAUUGGGAAAAAGUUCUUGCUCCUCUUUAAUGAUAUAUGGAAAAAAGUCGAAUUGGUUCGCAUUGGAAUUCUUGACCCCAUAGGAUCAACAGAUAGGUCAUCGAAGGUGAUAUUCACAACUAGAUCUGAAAGAGUAUGUAGACUCAUGAAGGCCAAGAAAAAAAUUCAGAGUUGA
Molecule: messenger RNA, 564 nt
Organism: Nelumbo nucifera (sacred lotus)
Lineage: Eukaryota; Viridiplantae; Streptophyta; Magnoliopsida; Proteales; Nelumbonaceae
Product: putative disease resistance protein At3g15700
Molecular function (GO): ADP binding
Source: RefSeq, a predicted model, not a curated record